CUGAAAUGUGACUGAGCAAAAGGAAAUUUUCAACUCUCCACUAAAUGAAGAUUUUCAGAUGGGGGAGUUAUUGAACAUUCACACAAUGAAUUCUGUGUACUGCUAAACCGUUCCAGAGAGUGACCAGCCCAGCCUGCGAUCUUUGGAAUUAGAAACUGAAAGGGGCUUUGUAACUUGUACUGAAUGCUGGCCAGGAAUAGAGAUCAAAACAGAAGGGAGGAGGGAACGUUUACAACACAUGUCAAAAAAUGGCAUUGCCCAAUUGUUCAAUUUAUAAACAUCAAUAACCUAAAAGUGACUGAACAAAUAACUUAUUCCAACUGCACACAGCUGCAAGAAGUAAGUGUUGAGAAAUGCAGUCAGAACAAUCCAAGACCUACUGUUGAGCUGGGGACACUGUAUAUCAUAUGAUUGUUAGUGCCUCUCUGGUAGGGCGGAUGGUACAAAGAAACAUGUUAAUACUUUUCCCAAACUGUUGGUUUAUGAAUGUAUUAGCUAUCAGUACUGAGCCUGAAGUUUGUUCCAAUAAAGGAUCAUUGAAUUCUUGACUUAAUCGACAAUGCAUUACACUCUCCUGCUUCCUGGGAAAGUCUGAAUGCAAGCUAGGGGACGCCUGAGGGAGAUUAGUCACAGAUUAUUGUCACCUUCCAUUUAUUAAUGGAGGAAGAAGCUGAAAGUAGGUCCGAGGCUCACCCUGUCAGACCCAAGAAGUUUGUAUUGGGAAAGAAUAAUAGGUGGGUUUCUGACUUUCAAUAACAAAUCAUAUUCGCACACAAGUGAAUCAUGAUCAUGGUAUAUUAACCUAGCAAUUUAGUUAAUUGUUAACUUAAUUGAAGAUCUGGUCAUGCCAAUGAAUCAGACUUUAAAGUUGAUUUCCACACCUGAAUUAAAUAUUUAGUGGAACAAUUGAUCAGACUCGUCAUGAACGAUGAUGUGGCACUAGUCACAACAUUCUCAUGGACGCAGAAACAGGAGAGAUUUCAAGGACUGUGUGUUGGCCAAACCUUUCCAGGCACGCACGUAAAGAAUGAAGUGUUGUCAGGUUGCUCUUCUUAAGGCCACAAAGGUUCUACUAAGCGGACAACAUACAAACACCAAGAGAGAAGCUUGUGAAUUGGGUCCUCAAAUCAAACAACAACGAGGGAGAGACUCCUAAAGUCCUCGAGUCACAGAGCUGAUCCAAAACUACUGGACAGGCUCGGUAUUGUUUCAUUCAUUUUCAGCAUCCAUCAGUUGGAACUAAAUUUGCUGCGCAAGAUGCAAAUUGCAAGAGGUGCGAGCAAUCUGAUGACGGCUACAGGGAUCUCUGAAUCAUGAAGAUUGCCAUGCCUUCAAGUACAGAUAUGAUGGACAACUCCCACAGCCAGACUGUCCUUUGCUGCUUGAAUGAACAACGCACCAAAGGAGUCUUUUGUGAUGUAACCAUUGUUGUGGAGGACGCCAAGUUUAAAGCCCACAAAAAUGUCUUGGCAGCAGCUAGCAUUUACUUUAAAAACCUCUUUUCGAGCCAGGAGUUGUGGUUGGUUGGCCAUAUUCUGGAGCUGCCUGACUUCAAGGCAGAUGUGUUUGCAGAAAUACUGCAUUUCAUCUACAGUGCAAAGGUAGCUAUCAAAGGGUAUGAGAGAGUUCAAGAACUUGUUGAUGCUGGGAAAAGAUUAGGUAUAUCAUUUUUGGAAAAUCUGAUGCCUAUUCCUCAGCAACACAUUGAGUCUGUAAAUGCACUACGCAGUUAUUCACCUAACUCUUCUCAGUCAGUUUCUCCUGCUUCCACUCUCUCUUUGCCAACUAGCAUUACGAAUCUCAAAGCAGAGGUCUGCAAUGCUGUGAGUGAUAAAGGCAAUGAAGACUUCCCUUUUGUAAAUGGACCUCGAAUCACAAAUGCGUUUUCAAUUUUUGACAUGCAAGCUGGCAGUGACAUGUAUUUUCCAGUUGACUUAACAACCAAUGUCAACAAAAAAGCAACUGAAUCUGAUAAGCUGUCCAUGGUAUGUGUUGGCCAGGAUGCAAAUGGCACACUGCAGAUACCUGCUCAAACUUUUGCUGAACAUUCCUAUGCUGUAUCAUCAUCUCGAAAAGAUCAGCAAAAUGUUGAUCCUCCUUCUGAUCUUCAAGUGAGGAAACCUACAGAAGAAAAUGAAAAAUCUUUGUGCAAUAUUAAUAGCAAUACUGCUGAUUCUGGAGCUACACAGGAGAUGCAGUUGCAAGACCAAAUUUCCAAAACUCCACAAACACUGUACACUGCCAGCUCCACUGGCUUCAAUGUUUUACGAUUUAACUUGAAUGCUUUGCAAACUGCAAAUGAUAGUAGCCCAGUAAAUGUUGUGCCAGCUACUGGUCCAUUAAAUGGACCUAACGUAGAGACAAGGGAAACUGAAGGUGGACAUACUGAUGUAGAAAGAGCUUCUGCUAAGGAAAACAUGAGCAAAUUAGUAUCUAAUACUGUUUGGUCUGAAACUGUGCCAGCAGUACCAUGCCAAACUCCUUACAAUUGUAAAUAUUGUCCACGAUCUUUUAGUACUCGAGUAUCAUUGAAUGUUCAUUCCCAAAUCCACACAACACUUUUGGAGAAGCCUUUAUCUUGUAGGCACUGUGGUAAACCAUUCGUUCAUCUGAAGAGGCUACAAACUCAUGAGCAUCUUUGCAGAGGACCAGGAACGUCUUUGUCUGAUCGUGAAUCAACUGAUGAGCAAGUGGAGAAUAUUUGCAGCGACAAUGAAGUUGCAAGUGGUGAGGAAGAUCGAAAUUCAAUCUCCCAUGCUUUAGAAUUAGAAUCUUCCAACAAACGCCCAUUGAAAUUGGUGCGGUCAAGGAGAGGCAACAGCUCCCCAGAACCAGAACACUUUGUGAAAGUUGUUGAGGGACACAUUUUAUACUUUUGCAGUGUCUGCAAACGUUCCUAUGUAACUCUGUCCAGCUUAAAGAGACAUGCCAAUGUUCAUUCUUGGCGGCGAACAUAUCCCUGUCACUACUGCAAUAAGGUAUUUGCAUUAGCUGAAUAUCGUACUAAACAUGAAAUAUGGCACACUGGGGAGAGACGCUAUCAGUGCAUCUUUUGUUUAGAGACCUUUAUGACCUAUUAUACUUUGAAAACCCAUCAGAAAUCAUUUCAUGGCAUUGAUCCAGGUCUUCCCACAAACAAGAAAGCAACAAGUGGUGGAUAUAGAGCCAAGAUGUAUCCAUUCAAACUUUACAGGCUUCUACCUAUGAAACUACAAAAAAGACCUUACAAAACAUACACUAGAUCUUCCCCAGAAAACUGCAAAGAUAAUAAAGUUGUUGGAGUUUCUUCAAGUGAUGAAAAUGCCAGUUCUCUUGACAUCACUAAUUUUUCCAUUGGUAGCUUAUCAUCUACUUCAGAGCAUUUGCAGGACAAGUUGCUAUCUUCAGAAGUUAUGCCUUCACAGCAGUCUUCUCUUUGCGCACCAGGAUCCUUCCUCACAGAAACAUCUGAAAGUAGUGCAAGAGAAGCAUGCCACAUGUCUGAAUGUGAAGAUGGCAGUCUUUCCAUUGGUUGCCAUCUUAAUAAACCCUUACUUCCUUGCACUUCAACAGAAAAUGAAGCCUAUGAUAACGAUAAAGAUAAUGCUGAAAUUGGGCAACAAGGGUUGGCCACUAAUGUAAACAAUACAGGUCUUUCUGUUAUUAACUAUGGGCACACCGCUCCCUCUGUUAUAAUGCACAGCAAUAGGGUUUCAUCUGUUAUAAAACAUGGAAAUGCAUUUUCUUCAGUCAUUACAUACAACCAUGGAGUACAGUCUGGCAAUGAUAUUCAUCACUCACGUUCACAGACCAAUUUGAGCAACGAUUCUUUGGAUACAAAUCCAAGGAAAAAUAUUUCUAAAGAUUGUGUUAGAUUUCAGAAAAAAAGUACAUACAAAAAGGGAAAUGGACAAAUCACAGAACCAGCUGCUACACCAAAAAAUCAUUCAAGCACUUUUUCUGGAGGAUGUCGAACAGAAACUUAUAUUGCAAAACCUGCCUUCCCUGGAACCUCCACAGAUAAUCAAGUAGCUCCGCUUUGCCAAAUUACAGUGAAGAUCGGGGACAAAGCAGUGGUACAAAGACAAAUUACUGAAUCCAGACAGUUCCAUAGAAAAGGUAGAAAACCUAAAUACAUGAUUCCAAAUGAAGAAAAGAUGGUCCAGGAUAUUAAAAAAGAAGAAAGUGAAGAACAAAUUAACAAGUCACCUAGUUACACAGAUCCUAUUGGAAGCAUUGCAGAUCCUGCUGGAGGCAUUGAAACAUGUGAUGAAAUGAGUGAUCAUGACUCAAAUGACAAACUUUGGAGACCAUACUAUUCAUAUAAACCAAAAAAGAGACCUAAAGGGUUUAAUAAACUGAGAAAAUCUAGAUGGAAGAAAAAUGGUGGAUGCAAUGUUGAUAGCCUCUCUAUUCCAAUUCCUGCUAUCAGAGAAGAACAGAAUUUUGACAUCCUAAAAGGAAUUGCUAUAAACAAAGAGAGUAAUGAUGUAUCUCAAGAAUCUAAUUGUACACUUGGUGAUAAAUUAAAAGAUCCUGAAGAAGUGAAAAGACAACCAAAAAGCCAUUUAACAACAAAGCCUCAUUCAUGUAGUAUUUGCACAAAAUCAUUUCCAAACUCUUCUACGUUGAAAAUGCAUAUGAGAUGUCAUACAGGUGAACAACCAUUCUCCUGCAAAUCCUGUGGCCGACGGUUUUCGGUCCAAGGAAACCUCCACAAACAUGAACGCAUCCAUAUGGGUGUUAAAGAAUUUAUUUGCCUCUACUGCAACAAGGCCUUCACUUUGAGUGAAACUCUUAAAAAGCAUGAAAGGAUCCACACUGGGGAAAAGCGGUACCGCUGUCAUUUCUGCCCUCGGCGUUUCCUUUACCUGACAACAAAGAAGAAUCAUGAGCAAAGACACUUGGAAAGAAAGCGUGCUCAGCAGGUAGGAAAGGAGCAUGUUUGUUUCCAGUGUUUUAAAGUUUGCAAAACAGCUGCUGCACUUGGUAUGCACCAAAAAAAGCACUUAAUAAAGGUUCCUGGUUGUGAGGAUGCAGAAGGAUCGAAGAACUACCAAAGUGAUCUCCAUACAAAUGUGACUUGUCCAACUGUAGCCGAAUCUAAACUUAAAAAUAGGACAGAGGCAGAGAACAAACUGAAAUUGGCAACUACUACAGGUAACUGUGAACAGAAUCUCAGUUCACGCAACACAGAACUUAGCCCUGAUUACGGCCAACCUGAACUGCCAAUCGUUCAAACUAAUAAUACAAAAUACACAUGGUCAAGUGCGCAUGACAUCAAUGCAGAUCCUUUACGGAGUUCGCUACCACAAAAUAGUGAGAACAUUUGGCAGAUUCACCAGCAAAAUCUAGACAUUAAUCUGCCUAUUUGCAGAAAUGUUUCUUAUCAGUGUGAGAAUAGCAACAGAGAUGAUGGCAGAUUUGCUUUCUAUCAACAUUCUUCUAAAAUGUUUUAUACUCAUCAGGGCGAGGGGAUGGUGUACAAAGCCAUGUAAAAAAGGCUCAGUCAUGAGAAUUUAGUGCUUUCUUCUGCUGUAGAGUGGAAUAUCAUUGAAACUCAGAAUGUUUAAGUUAAAAGCAUAUUAUUGUGCUUAAGAAAUUGUGCUGCAGGAGAUUAUGAAGGUAUUAAAGGCAAAAUUCUCAAUGGGAAAGGAAGUAAGUUUCUUGGUUUUUUUUUCAAGUUAUUUUCUUGAAGGAAAUAAAUAUCACGUUUUCUCCUCAAACACUGAUUUCUCAGUUGUUUCUGAAAAUUUCCCUUGCUUUAAGGAUCAUUAUGUUGAAACUUUUUAAAUGCAUCUAAGUUUUAUGGCUGUGAGAUGUUUAUUGAAGCUUUCAAUGCAGAGAAGCAUGCUCACAUGGCACUGGUUUAAGCAGAAUCAAGUUGGAUACCAAAUUAAACUUAUUUUCAAAGUUGGAGCAAAUAGUGUUAAUGCAAAGCAUCCGUCCAAGAUAUUUAACUUCUAAAAUAGCAAAAAUCAUGACAACUCGUAGCAGUCUUGUAUGUACAGAUACAUAUAUGUAUAUUUGUGUAUAUAUAUCUGUCUCUUUCAUUACAGUAAGAUACAACUUUAGAUAUGUGAUGUAAACUGUGUCCACAAGUACCAUUUUCCCUCCUCCUGCACAGUGACAUUUAACUGUAUUUAGAUCGAGUUUAAAAAAAACUGUUAUGUCAGUUGACUCUAUCUCAGAGUGUAACAUGCUUUAGUUUGUAUUUUUUUGCCCAGAAAAUAGUGUUUGAAACAUUUAAGGAGUUUUCCUAAUGUACAUGUUGGCAAUAACUUGAAAUUCAAUUCUAUAAAUGUGUGACUGUUGUUGGAUUAAUGUUUCAUGUAACGAAUGUAAAGGAAUUUGUCAAACUAAGGGUUUUUUUUUGGGAGGGUGGUGUGGAAGGGGAAAGGUAAUUUUUUUUUGUGUUAAAAGGAUAUGAUCACUGUAGAUGCCACUGAUGGAAUUAAUUUGAUGUAAUAAAGCAAAUUAAACAAUAUAAUUUUUUUA
This is a messenger RNA of Chiloscyllium plagiosum (whitespotted bambooshark), 6477 nucleotides long. NCBI's taxonomy places the organism in Eukaryota, Metazoa, Chordata, Chondrichthyes, Orectolobiformes, Hemiscylliidae. The record is from RefSeq and is a predicted model, not a curated record.